UCCCGCGUGGAAUCUGUAUUGUGUCUACAAGUGAAGUUGUGGCAGAGCGACGGGGCCAUUGAAGUGAUUGUUUUCCUUCCUCGGACUAGUUUCAAAACAAACUGCGAGAUGGAGGUCAGCGCCGAGGCCAAGAGGAUCAUGGUGGUGGCACUGGGCAAACUGUACAGCUCCCGCACGCAGCGUGGGGGUCUCCGGCUGCACCGGAGCCUCCUCUUGACUCUGGUGAUGAAAUCCGCUCGAGACAUUUACCACGCGGCGCAGACUACGACUGAAAGUAUGGAGGAAGAGCGCGAGGAACAGCAGCCCUCUGAGGUUAAGAUGACCACAGAGGCGAGCGGCACUCAGGAGCUCCAGGGUCCCGCUUCUCUUCCUCACCUGGCCGCCGACGCGGACGCGCAGGGCGACGCGCAAAACCAGGAUGACGCUUGUCUCGGCGGGCCGCCGCACCACACGCGGAAAAGACGGGGCAAAGCUACCGCUGAGCCGGACUUCCUGCCGUGUAAGAAGGCAAAACUGGAGUACGGGACUGCUCAACAGCUCAUUGUCAGCUCCGUUUUGGUGGAUUACGCAAACUGUUGUAGUGAGCUGGGACCUUCCCCGAGCCCCAUCCCCCUUCAGACAGUCAUAGCAGCGUGUUGAACACCCUGAGAGAGGACUUUUGAAAGUUUUCUACUCGGCCCCGUGGGAGCCAUGAUGAAACGGCCCCGCUACGGUGCGCCUGUUCCAGUGUCUGGGCUGGGGUACACGCCAGGGACAGCGAAGGCCCUGAAGGGGACAGCUUGGGCUCGGACCAGUUGGAUCGCUGCAGUUCAUGUGACUCCAUGCCUCAUAAUAACUUCAUCCGAACACAGGCGGAACUUCUCAAGGACUGGGACCAUUUCUGCCUUUCAUCGACUCAUUUCACAUAAACGUGAACUCUGUUGCUGCUUCACAUGGCAAACUGAAUAUGAGCUUGUUAUUGUCUACAUCCUGACUUAACAUAGAAGAUGUGAUCAAGUGUAAAAUUCUCAUUGACUGCAACUACCUCAGUAUUUAUUAAAAACCUUUUGUACUUGAAAA
This is a messenger RNA of Poecilia latipinna (sailfin molly), 1059 nucleotides long. It is a transcript of the gene ier2a, whose product is annotated as immediate early response 2a. Lineage: Eukaryota; Metazoa; Chordata; Actinopteri; Cyprinodontiformes; Poeciliidae. The coding region runs from base 109 to 639 and encodes 176 amino acids. The record is from RefSeq and is a predicted model, not a curated record. The transcript has a single exon.